AUGGAAGUUCUCGAUGCGAAAGGUCUCUCUGAGCGCCUGAGAUGGGAAGACAAUGAGUACUGGCUGCACCUCGAGGCUGAGACUCCGUUUGAGAAGUAUCCCGCAAAACAACAUGCGCGGAGGGUGCAAGAGAAGUUGGGUGUCGAAGAAGGCUUGAUCUACCUACCGGGUCAGCCAGCGAGGAACAACGAGGAUAGCGACAUGCCAGCGCCCUUCCGACAACGCCGAUAUUUCUAUUACUUGAGCGGAUGCAAUGAACCUGACUGCCAUCUGACGUACGACACGCGACGCGACGAACUGUCCUUGUUCAUUCCCCGCAUCAAGCCUGAGCGCGUUAUCUGGUACGGCCGUGGCUCCACCCUAGCAGAGGCACUCGUGAAGUACGAUGUCGAUCAAGUUUUCUACGCAGAUGAGCUUGAGUACGCCGUGCAGGAAUGGGCGAUCGGUAACCGGCAGGCUGACAUCUACGUCCUGCACCAGUCAUCGCAAUUCCCCGGCUGCGACAAUCUGAAGCCCCGUAUUGAUUCGAUAGCCCUCCGAUCAGCCAUGAACGUAUGUCGCAUGAUCAAGGAUGAUCACGAGAUCAAGCUUAUUCGGAAAGCGAACGACAUCAGCUCGCAAGCGCACCGAGAAAUCCUUGCUAACAUCACGAACUUCAAGAACGAGGCACAGGUUGAGGGAUUGUUCAUGGAUGUGUGCAUAUCGCAGCAAGCGAAGCAACAGGCCUACGAUCCCAUCGCUGCUUCCGGACCGAACGCCGGAACUCUUCACUAUGCCGCGAACGAUGAAGAUCUCGCGGGUCGUCAACUCAUCGAUCCCCAGAGCAGCCAUCUCGAAGAAGGCAUGGUUGUCACUGUCGAGCCUGGCAUCUACUUUUCCGCAUACGCUCUACAACAUUUCUAUCUCCCAUCACCCGUUCACUCCAAGUACAUCAAUACUGAGGUUUUGAAGCGCUACAUGCCCGUGGGCGGUGUACGCAUAGAAGACGACAUUCUCAUCACCUCCUCUGGUUACGAGAACUUGACUACAGCCCCAAAAGGCGACGCAAUGCUUGAAGUCAUCCGACACGGAAAGAAAAGUUCUGUGGACGUGCCGAGUUCCGACUUCACUCCAUUACGAAGACCGAGCGGUCCCGUUGAGCCAACUCUGCGACGCGCGCCCGGCAUUUCUACACAUACACCAUCACAACACUUACAGAAGCCACUCGCCAGAGCGGCAACCCUUCCGGCAGACUUCGUUCAGCAACGCAACUCAGACUUCGCGCCUUUUGCAGGCCCCUCGCUCUUCUCGAACUUCUCACGCUCAAUGACCACGGAAGAAAAGAUCCAGCAGUGGCAGCAUAAGCGUAGCCCAGUAACGAUCGCGCCCGUCCCCUCGGUCAACGCGAAGCAACCGAAUCCUGUCUGUGGCGAGAUGGAUCCGAACUUCCAGCAUGUUUACAUGAGCAACGCUUCCAGUCCGGCGUUCUCAUCACAAUCGACUCCGCAAUUCGACAGUACACCUCCGUGCCAGAAUUGCGCAAUCCUGGUACAGACGCUGGAUCGGCUGCGUCAAAACCUCACAUCCUCUAUUCGGAGCUCUUCAAAGCCUGAAGUGAAGGCUACUUCGGAAGCCGAUCUGAAGAGCAAGAGCACCAAGCGAGUAUGCGAUGACGACUCAACAAUACCAUCACGCAUUGGCGAGCUGUCUGUCGGCGCUUCGGCUUGCACCGUAAACCUCGAUAAGAACCAGAGAAUCCCACUUCCUCCACCCCAGCCUAAUGCUAGCAGGACAGGAGAUACAAGAGCAGCGCAGUGGGCUAGACGCUCCGGCGCAGCUUCUUGUGCACUUCCAAUUCGCGCCCAAACUCUGGACAGCCAGAUUUCACAAGCAUACUUCCGGGGCGAGGAGUCCACAGAUAAAGUCCAUCAUGUCUCGCCAUACCAUCAAAUCCGCACAACCAAUGGAAUACCUGGUCGAUUCAGGCGUCGUACUCAUAGGAAAAUUCCCGACCCUGCACCGUCUCCGCAAGCUCCAGAACCGGAAGCUACACGGCAGAAGUUAGAGUCUCUGCAACUGAGACUUGACUCCCUGGAAGAGGGUGCUCGCGUGAAGAGACGACAGCAAGACCAAGCUGUGUUGCCCGAACGGUUUCUCGCCUCAAGACCGUCAAUGCCAGUCUUGACGUCCCGAAAUCCAUGGCAACAGCACCAUCGACCUACCGCCGCGAGAGGCUCUGGCGAUAGGCCAUCAACUAACAUGGAAGGUCUCGACGUCGAUAGAUCUCGGCUCGAACGUCUAGAGGAGAGCGAGCGACAGAGGCGCUUAGAGCGUGAUGCAUUGACCAGAGAUACGUUCUUUUUACGAUAA
Alternaria ventricosa is the source of this 2349-nucleotide messenger RNA. RefSeq lists its product as uncharacterized. The record is from RefSeq and is a predicted model, not a curated record. The transcript is spliced from 4 exons. Lineage: Eukaryota; Fungi; Ascomycota; Dothideomycetes; Pleosporales; Pleosporaceae. The coding region runs from base 1 to 2349 and encodes 782 amino acids. Gene Ontology annotation, molecular function: metalloaminopeptidase activity; manganese ion binding.